AUGCUUCCAAGGGGUGCAGACAGCAUGGUGGAGAUCUUCCGCGCUGUGCUGUGCGAGAGCGACAUGGCGAAGCUUCAGGAGAAGGCAAAAGCUGUGAAGUCUUCGAUCUGGCAGUGGCCGUGGCCGUGGCGUCCGGGGCGCCGGAAAUCCAAAGGCCGAAAGAAAGUCGCCGAGGCCCCGGGGGCCCGAAGCGCGGCCGUGAGGGCUCGGAGACCGGGCCUGGAGCUCUGCGCUGAGGCCGACCUCCUCCUCGCCGGCACGGUUCUUCGACUCCUCUGCCGCUUCGGUGUGUUGGAGUGCUCGGUGGAAGAGGCCUUCUACGACUUUGCACAGUUUGCGCGACAGCAGAUGGACCUCCAACACGAGGUCCGGUUGCUUCAGCAGAUUCGGUCUUCGCUCUCCACUCUGGAGGCUGGGACUUUGCAGCCGGCCUAG
Symbiodinium necroappetens is the source of this 435-nucleotide messenger RNA. Lineage: Eukaryota; Dinophyceae; Suessiales; Symbiodiniaceae. The record is from the annotation of a GenBank genome assembly.